AUGGAUAUAGGGCUGAGUUUGUCGUUUUGUGGAGAUGAGGUGAAAAUAUCUAUCUAUCUAUCUAUCUAUCUAUCUAUCUAUCUAUCUAUCUAUCUAUCUAUCUCAGUCUGUUCCAUAUCUAUCUAUCUAUCUAUCUAUCUUGGCCUAUUCUUAUCUCUCUGUGAGAAAAAUGAAAAACUGGGUGGAGAUGAGGUGAAAAUAUCUAUCUAUCUAUCUAUCUAUCUAUCUAUGACUGUUCUUAUCUUUCUACGAGAAAAAUAUACUAUUAAGGACAUUCUAUCUAUCUAUCUAUCUAUCUAUCUAUCUAUCUCAGUCUCGUCAUAUCUAUCUAUCUAUCUUUUAUCUAUCUAUCUAUCUAUCUAUCUAUCUAUCUAUCUAUCUCCGAACUACCACCAGUCCCCAGCUGUUAAACAUAUCUUCACUUCUUUCAUUUUUCUUUUUUUCUUUCUUCCUUUUUCUUUUUUCUUUAUUUUCUUUCUUUCCUUCUUUUUCCUUUUUCUUUUUCUCUUAUUGUUCUUUCUUUCUUUCUUUUUCAUUCUUUCUUUCUUUUUCAUUCUUUCUUUCUUUUAUUUUCUCACGGAAACUAAGUAA
Molecule: messenger RNA, 591 nt
Organism: Acanthosepion pharaonis
Lineage: Eukaryota; Metazoa; Mollusca; Cephalopoda; Sepiida; Sepiidae
Source: the annotation of a GenBank genome assembly